Messenger RNA from Parus major (Great Tit), 660 nucleotides. RefSeq names its product claw keratin-like. Lineage: Eukaryota; Metazoa; Chordata; Aves; Passeriformes; Paridae. Gene Ontology annotation, cellular component: intermediate filament. The record is from RefSeq and is a predicted model, not a curated record. The transcript has a single exon. The coding region runs from base 1 to 660 and encodes 219 amino acids. Gene Ontology annotation, molecular function: structural constituent of cytoskeleton.
AUGUCCUGCAAUGACCUGUGCUCCACCGCUGGCUCCGGCCUCAUCCGGCCCCAGCCCCUGGCUGACAGCGGGAACGAGCCGUGUGUGCGCCAGUGCCCCGACUCCACCGCCGUGAUCCAGCCUCCCGCCGUGGUGGUCACCUUCCCCGGGCCCAUCCUCAGCUCCUUCCCGCAGGAUUCCGUGGUGGGAUCUGCUGGAGCGCCAUUCCUUGGAGCCUCUGGGGGCUCCUCCCUGGGCUAUGGGUCCGGGGGCUAUGGGGGUUAUGGAUAUGGGGGAUACGGGGGCUAUGGAUCCCUGGGCUAUGGGGGAUUUGGCUCUGGGGGAUUUGGGGGCUAUGGGUAUGGGGGCUCCUCCCUUGGCUAUGGGGGUCUGGGGUCCUGUGGGGGUUCCUCCCUGGGCUAUGGAUCCCUGGGCUAUGGUGGUUAUGGAUCCCUGGGAUACGGAGGAUUUGGAUCCCUGGGAUAUGGAGGAUUUGGCUCUGGAGGAUAUGGUGGUUAUGGAUCUGGGGGAUAUGGGGGUCUCUGUGGAUACGGGGGCUAUGGAUCCCUGGGCUAUGGGGGUCUGGGGGGCUACGGGGGGUUCCGGGGUCUGUAUGGCUCCGGGAGAUCCUUUGGCUCUUGGUCCGGCCGCUACGGCCGCGGCGGCUGCGGCUCCUGGUAA